This is a messenger RNA of Coccidioides immitis RS, 945 nucleotides long. RefSeq lists its product as uncharacterized. Lineage: Eukaryota; Fungi; Ascomycota; Eurotiomycetes; Onygenales; Onygenaceae. The record is from RefSeq and is a predicted model, not a curated record. The transcript has a single exon. Bases 266 to 712 code for a protein of 148 amino acids.
CGAAACGCUAGCUUUAAACUGGAUCAUUUUUCCCUCUUACAACCCAAAUCGGGGCAAAGCCUCGCGGCUCAGCCACCAAGGGCCGCCAAGGCCGUUCAGCGACCACGUCGUUGUCCAUGGGCAGGAAGUGGAUGUGCACUAAGCAAGACACUAAUAUAAACUUGGAUCUCGCCUUCAGUCUUCCCAUCCCUCAUACAAUCAUAGCAGCCAUCAUCAAUUUCUUCUAAGUCCUCUUUGAUCCACCCUAAUUCCCCGAUUAUUACAUAUGCAGGCCGUUCAGAAACCAGUGACUGCUAGAGAGCGCGCUUCGAUUAUCAAAAAGGCCCAGGAAGACGCGCUCGCUCGAUUGCCUCUAAACACACUCUUCAUCGUUCUUUACAUACGAUCCGACCCUCCCCAGUCAAAUGACUUUCACUGGGGAUAUUACUUCCACACUAGCGCCCAGGGAGGGUUGAAAUAUCACAUGAGAAACCUGGGCGGAGGAUGGAUCCCAGAUCAUGGCCCAACCGGUGGCGUUUUCCAAGUCCAAUUUCCUGUGCGUCCUUAUCCAGAUCGCAAACGUCCCACACGCAAAGCACGGUUCUCUCGAGCAGAUUAUGAGAUCUCGCGAUGGAGACGUCAAUUCAAUUCCCGGUAUAACCUGCCGAGUAUGGCUAAUGGUCAUCUUGCGAGAGUUGAUUCGACAGGGGAUAGUACGCUGCAGCAAUAUUGAAGGUUUGCAGCAGGAAUGUAUGGCUUUCGGAGACCAAUACAGUUCGGGAGCAGCGAACAAUACCCAGCCACGACCUGUAGUAAGAUCAACCCUGUGUCUGUGAAGGUAAAUUAGGGAGGAACGCACGUCGUUAGCAGAGGAGCUGCAGAUAUUUGUUUUUUUUUUUUUUUUCUGCUCUCUUGUUUAUAACUCGCAAUCGUUAUCCGAAUCCAUUCAGCCAAUGUGUGCAUGCC